AUGGGGAGAAGCUAUGCCAAUGAAAGAUGGCGUGAAGAUGGAUUUUACAUGGCGGAGCCCGAUGAAGAAGAUGAAUCUUUAUCCUUAUGCGAUCUUCCCAUAAAUCUAGUCAAAGACGACAAUCCCCAUUUUCUCUCAGAAAUUAAACCCAGAGCCGGCGAGACUCCCGUUGCCGCCGCUGACGAUGAAUUUGAUUUCGGCUUUUUACGGGAUUUCAGUAAUUCCGCCGCUCAGCCGCUGCCGGAAAUGUGUCUGGCCGAUGAGGUUUUCUACCAGGGCCAACUUUUACCUGUUCGCCUCUCUGUUAGCUCCGACAAUACCUCCGCCAGAUUCUACCACCGGCACGGCUCCGGCUCCGGUUCGUUUGCGAACUUUAGAAGCAUCAAUAGCAGCCGAAGCAGUAGUAGUAGAAGCCAGUGCUCUUCCUCGAGCGCAACUAACAAUUCCUUAACAACUACCUCGGCCGCAAGAAUUUCGCGGCUCACAGUCCCGAAUUUAUUCCACUCCCACCCGAGUCCUAAACCCCAAAUUAAAGCCUCCCCGACCACAUUCCGACAGGCGAACACCGGCGGAGGCCGCCAGAAAUCCUCCUCCCCGUGGGAUUUUUUCCGGCUAGGAGUAGUGAAAACGCCGGGAAUGGAAUUGCAGGAUCUCAAACACCGGAGCAGCACGAGGAGGAACUCCUCAGUCAGCCGAAGCAACAGCGGGAAGGCCUUUAUUCCGGCUGCCGCCAUCGCCGCAAGCAACGAGAGCAGCGUGAAGGAGAUGACGAGGAAACCUCGUGCAAGUGUAUCGAUAGAGAGGAAAGGCGGAGGAAUUCUGAGCGGAGUUGGGUGUAAGUGUUCGGUGGAUUCGACGGUGGCGCCGGCGCCGAAGGCAGUGGUGGUAAGGAGGAGGAAGGUUAACGGUAAGAAUAUUCCGGCGCAGGCGAUGAGGGAAUUAAGGAUAAAGAAGGUGGAGAAGGAAAAAGAGGAAGAGGAAAAGUUAGCAUUGUCUCGUCAACGGACAUUUGAAUGGCUAAAGGAACUCUCGCAUGCAACCUUUCCCUGUGAGGCUUAG
This is a messenger RNA of Benincasa hispida (wax gourd), 1059 nucleotides long. RefSeq lists its product as uncharacterized. The record is from RefSeq and is a predicted model, not a curated record. Lineage: Eukaryota; Viridiplantae; Streptophyta; Magnoliopsida; Cucurbitales; Cucurbitaceae.